Messenger RNA from Stegostoma tigrinum, 11376 nucleotides. RefSeq lists its product as uncharacterized. The record is from RefSeq and is a predicted model, not a curated record. Gene Ontology annotation, cellular component: nucleus; cytoplasm. Gene Ontology annotation, molecular function: mRNA binding. The coding region runs from base 4210 to 5601 and encodes 463 amino acids. NCBI's taxonomy places the organism in Eukaryota, Metazoa, Chordata, Chondrichthyes, Orectolobiformes, Stegostomatidae. The transcript has 14 exons. Gene Ontology annotation, biological process: regulation of RNA metabolic process; regulation of gene expression.
CUCCGCCAGCGGUGGUGAGUCAGUGUGCGGCUGUUGCUGCUGGCGGACGUGUCAGCGGAGCUGGGACGGUGUUCGAUUGAGAGCGUGGAAGCGAAGAACGGUGGAGGAGCUGAAAACUGUACAUUGUAAAACAUUUAAAAUCUAAACUGCAAACGGAGAUCUGAGCCCGAUCACUCGCAAAAGAGAGAGAGCUGCCUUGCCUCAUCUUGUGUUGGUUUUCACAUGUCUAGGAGGCAAAAAAGAAUCCGAAGAGAAGCAGAGAACGAAAUAUUUGUUUGUUACUUGGGUGAUUUCUGACUUGUAGUCUUAUUAAAACCCCUGAUUUCCCUCCUUCGCUUCCCUUGAGUCUGAACCCUGUCUUGUAUCUAAUCAUCUCUGCACCCUCCUGCUCUGACCCUCUACGUUUGCAUCCCCCCAAAACCCUCCUCUGUAUUCUCGUCCAGGUGAGUUUGUCUUUUCAUCACUUUCCUUUUAUUUUGUAAAAACGGAUAGAGUUGUGUACUUUUGAGAAAGGGCUUUGAUUGUUUUCCCAUUUGAAGUAAACAGGAGCUUUAUUUUCACGGAGCCUAAGCAUCAUCCAAACUUGCAUUAUCCCGGCAUGUAGCUUUUAUAGAGAGUGAUCAGGCAGUGUGAGCAUAAUGUGACUGUGUUUACGGAAAGGCAGGGCAUCUUUCUUCUUAAUGUAACUUCUGACACCCUUCAAGAAAACGAAUGAUCGUGCAAUUAAAAAGCUACAGUUUCGUAAAAUUUCCAUCGAAAGCCAUCAGUGAAAUGGCGCAUCGAUGAACUUCGCUGCAGAUUUCAGUUACUUUGAUGUUUGUUUGGCUCUUCUGGGCGGAUAGUUCAUAGCUAAAUUGAACCAUUUGAAGGGAAAUUUACAAACCAGGUUAUCACACUUUUAUUUCCCAAAUUUGUUUCUUUCUGAAAAAAUAUGUUGAAAUUAAGUGAAUUGUUUUCGUCCGAUUCUAUAGAUGUUGUUAAAGACCUGAUACUGAUGGGCAUGUCGAACAGACGCAUAGAUUGUAACUGUUUUGAUUCACCUUUGCACAGUACUAUCGAAUUUAGUUGAUGGUUCAGCUUUCUUAGGUGAUUGCAUAUUGCGCCGAAUUACACCAAAAUAACGAUAAUGCAAAUUUCCUCUAUUUCAAUAAAAUAAAUUUUGUGGUUUGUGGAAUAGUUUUCUAACCCUAAAAUACCACAGAUCUAUUAAAUCUCAGCAUGCUGUUGUCAGUUUCAGUUCGGUUGCGGUUAUGAUCUAAAGGCUGAAUUUUAAUGUUAUCAAAUGGCGAAAUGGGUUGAAAUGGACUUCUUUUUAUUACUGAUAAAUAAUACUGCUAUUCGUAUUUAAAAUGAUAAAUCCCUUAUGAUUGUUAGUUUUCUAUUACUCCAAUAACCGUUUGAAUGACGAGGGAUGUUCAGCCUUUUACUUCUUCUAACUUCUCAGUGCAUUCCUUGAGACAUACAACUUAAUUAUUCUUCUAAAUUUUUAUUAAAACUAUGGUACAGAACCAUGCUUCAGGAGAAACUCUCUCACACUCAUUCCUCAACAACCUGCAGAAAAUUCCACAUAAUAAUUAGCGUAUUAUAUAUUUUAAAGCAUAAGAAAUAAAUAAUGUUGAGUCUGGAAAACUAGACCAAUAGGUCAAUUUAAUAAUGGAGUUAUUCACUAUUUUUGAUGCAGAAUAGCCAUUCACAUUUAAUUAAUAUCCUAAGUGAUUCAGAAUUCUUGCUUGCCAGCAUAAUUUUAACACAGCUUUGUUUUCAGAAGGGCUUUAAUAAUUGAUGUGGCUACUUUUCAGACCUAAUAGAGACCAGUCUGAUUGGCUGCCAUAGCUGGCAUUUUCUGGUGCAGAGAGACUGGAGUAUCCAUCUGUUGCCAGGUUGGGUGCUAAUUAGGAAGAAUGCCAAGGGUGCUGAAAUCGAUUUGAAUAUAAAAACACAGUUGUCCUAAUGCUGCAAUGUUUAGAGAUCGCAAUUUUAAAUUCUGGGAUAUUUGGUAGAAAGGUGCUUUGAAGGAAGGAAGGGAGUUAGACACAAACCUUUUGUCUGGGAUACUCUUAAUGUAACAACCUCUUGUUCAACAGAAUUAAUGUGAUAGAAUCUGGUUUUAAAGAAAUUCAAAUAUAUUACUACAAACAAUUGUUUAUUCACAUUUCCAGACAAUGCUACUUUUACUCUCAGGAGUAAUUCAUUUAUAUAGAAUCUAUAAUAUGGGCAGAUGGUAAUUUUACAAUUUCCCCUACCUAUAAAACAGUGCAGUAUAAUUAGUGAAACCAGGAGAUUGCCAUAAACGGUCACAAUUUUUGAACUGAUACUACAUAUUUUAUGGACUUGAGCAAUGUCUGAUUUUCAAAAUUUACAAAAGUCCAAAUCUGCAUUCUUUCUCCUACAGGGAAAGAAUUCCAUGCAAAGCAAAACAAUUCCAGUAAAUAAAAUAUUAUUAGUAAAUAAGUAUAAUAAACCAAUCCAUUCAAUGAAAUUUGGACACAGUCUACAAAUUUGAAGGCUAUAUGCAUGAUUCUAAUUAGGUUAGCCAUGUAAUUCUUAUGGAUUAACUUGAUAAUGAAAGUGUAAUGUUUCUAUGUGAGUUAAAUAUCAGUUCACGUGAUAUUUUUAAUAUUGAUGAUUAGAUUUACAGGUAUAAAACAAAUGCAGACAAAUUAAAAUAUAUUUUUCUCUGGUCAGAAGUCUACUAUAUGUCUUGUAAGAAACAUAGUUCAUUUUUUUGACAAAACAUGAACCACUGUGAUAAUUUAAUUUCAUUUAAGAUUAGAUAUUUAUUAACUGUUAAAAAUAAAAAUAGCUAAUUGACAAACUUUCAAUAACAUUUGUCCUUUUAAAAGCAUAGAUUUUUCACUUUAACUUAGUUAAAAAAAAUUAUUAAUGCCUGCAUUGUGUUGAGAGAGAGAGUAGUAUGUAUGUCUUCAUGAGCAUUUCUUAAGGUAUGCAUUAACAUGUACCAAGUGCAUUAAUUUUGUAAUAAGUAUUUUGUUGAAUUGAAUAUAUAUCACUCUUUCCACUUAUAUAAUUGGAGUGUGUAAUGCUGUAAGGGAGAGAGAAUCAGAAAACCUAAAAUGGCGAGCAGUUCUUUUUUGCUGGGAAGAAUUUCCCUGUGGAAUUGAGGUGAAGUCUGACAUGAAACGCAAUAGCUCUGUUAAACUAUAUAUUCUUAUAAAGAUCCUUUAUGAGGCUGCAAGAGACUAUUGUCCUUUUCUGUUGGCUCUAAUUUUCUCUCCCUAUGAUGCCAUCACCAUCUGGAUUAAGUUCUACCCCUCCAUCCAUUAGUCACUAAUACUGUACUAUUGUAAGCUGGCUGAAUCUAAUCCUGAUUUCACCCAUUCCCUCCUUCCCCCAUAAUGCCACCACCACCAAUGUAUGAUCCUAGGCCCCUUGGAAUGUGUUAGAAAACCAGCCUGGUCUCCCCAGCCCUUUCAUUUACCCUAAUGUACUCCCCUACCCACCAACUCUUUCUAAUCAAUACUUUCAGUUGCUAUAUUAAUCCAACCACAGCCUAAGGGCUGGACAAUUAAGGAUAUGAAGUAUUGACUAUGCUGGCUCUCAUGGGAAUGGAAACUGACUAUUACAGGAACUGAAAGUUGAUAUUCUGGACAUACCUACCAACAACUGCAUAUUCAUUUCAUGUUUGGAUGUAGAUUUUAAAUUGGGAAGACUGUUAUCAGCAGAGAAUGAGCUGAUCCACAGUCCAGCAUACUGAAGAACACAUCAUCCAGCAUCGACAGUCAGAGAUUUCUGAAACAGUAAUUCUGUAGAAUGCAAUUACACUUGAAGCUUGAAAUCAAUGAACAAUAUUUCUGCAAAGGAAUUAUUCUGGUUCUCUGGAUACUAUCAAGAAACAUUUUGGAUUUGUUUGAAUGUUAAUGGAUUCCUAUUCUUUGAGCAUCUCUUUUCCUCUGAUAAGAGAUUUGAAACCAGAAACUUAAUGCUACCUGUUGACUGAUGAAAGAAAGUAUGGUUUAUUUGUAUCUUCACAAUCUAGGCAACAUUUAUUCAGACUGUCUCCAUAUGAAACAGGUGUCUCUGUUGUGAAAGACUUUGCAGCUGCCUUUGUGUCACUGGAUGGUUUGCAUUGUUAAAUUCUCUGUCUUUCAGAAUGCCAGUUUGUUGAGGCAAUGUACUACGCACAACAAAAGGCCAGCUCCCCAGAGCUAUGGAAAUAAAAGAACAGAUGGAGUGGUGUAGCAGAGUGCUAUGAAGCAUCUACAGCUACCACAGAGACAGGGACAACCCAACCACUUGGAUGAUGAAAUGGUGCCAAUACUGCUGUGUGAAAACAGACUGCCUCCAAACAUUGGAAUGAAUAAAUCAGACUCCAAAGUGACUGAAGGGGGACUGAACAUCAUGCUUACUAUCCGCCUACUCAUGCAUGGAAAGGAAGUUGGAAGCAUUAUUGGAAAGAAAGGAGAGACGGUGAAAAAAAUGAGGGAGGAGAGUUGUGCAAGAAUCAACAUCUCAGAAGGGUCCUGUCCAGAACGCAUUGUAACAAUAACAGGCCCAACCGAUGCUAUUUUCAUGGCGUUUUCAAUGAUAGCACAUAAAUUUGAAGAGGAUAUAAAUUCUUCAAUGACAAAUAGCACAGUGACAAGUAAACCACCUGUGACGUUACGUCUAGUUGUUCCAGCAAGCCAAUGUGGAUCUCUCAUUGGGAAAGGAGGUUCAAAGAUCAAAGAAAUCCGUGAGACCACAGGAGCCCAGGUGCAGGUAGCAGGUGAUAUGCUUCCAAACUCCACAGAACGCGCAGUUACUAUUUCUGGCACACCAGAUGCCAUCAUUCAGUGUGUAAAACAGAUCUGUGUGGUGAUGCUGGAGUCCCCACCCAAGGGUGCUACUAUUCCCUAUCGCCCAAAGCCUGCCUCUGCACCUGUUAUUUUUGCAGGUGGCCAGGCAUACACAGUUCAGGGACAAUAUGCAAUUCCUCAUCCUGAUUUGACCAAGCUUCACCAGUUGGCUAUGCAGCAUACCCCUUUUACUCCCCUUGGGCAGACCACCCCUGGUUUCCCUGCAGCAGAAUUGGAUGCCACUGGUCAAACCAGUUCCCAUGAGUUUACUAUUCCAAAUGAUUUAAUAGGAUGUAUCAUUGGCAGACAAGGGAGCAAAAUAAAUGAAAUCAGGCAGAUGUCAGGAGCACAGAUCAAGAUUGCUAAUGCAACAGAAGGUUCCACAGAACGACAGAUCACCAUCACAGGAUCUCCUGCUAAUAUUAGUCUGGCACAGUACCUAAUAAAUGCAAGCUUAGAGAUGGCUAAAGUCAGCACCCAGACUGCUUCCGUCAUGAACCCUGUUGACCUGAACGUGAACCUCUCUCAGUCUGCCACCCCUACCUCAACCCCCACCUCUGUGGCUGUUUUAGCGGCAGCAGCAGCAGCUGCCUCCAUGGUUAAUGUGAAUACCCCUUCUCCUUUACCAACACCCCACUAUGCUGUUCCUGUUUCCAGUCUGCUUGGCAUGAAAACAGUCCCACUCCUGGCACUUAAUGCCACUGCUGCUCGGGGAGCCCCUGGGAGUUUAUCUGCUUAUACUCCCAAAAUUCCCUCGACAAGUGGAGUUAAGAAAUCUGAUCGGCAGAAAUUUGCUCCAUAUUGAAGUAAUGUAAAGGCGGUUUUCCACUCUCUACCAUAUCAAUGGCUAAUAAAUAUCAAGCUUACAUUUUAAACAUUCAUCAUUUCGAACAGUUGAGUUCCAAAAUUGUCUUCCACCUUCCAUUACUAUUAACAAUACAAUGCCAUUAGUUCCAACAGCUAAUUGACACACCACAUAAUAAAAUAUUUCCCACUGUCUGAGACAAAAUAGUAAAGAAUUUUACUUGAAAAAGAUGAGACACACUGUUUCUCUAACUGAUGUCAUGCAAAAACAAACAAGUAAGAGCUAUUUCACAGUAGGGAAAUUAUCACAAUUUUCUUCCAGAUGAGAGAAAUAUUAGAUCAAGUUCUAGGAAAAUUGAAAGAGAACUAUAAACAUAGUGAGGUAAAUUUUUAUCUCUGCUGUCAGACAGCAAUCUGUAGAGUGGAAUAUAAUAAUAGUGGUAAUGGUCCCAUACUACUACUGGUAAUCAGCAACUGUCCUACUGCAAUCAUUGCUCAGAGCCCAAGUGACAUUAAACAUCAAUCAGGCAAUUAAUAUGAGAACUAUCCCUCUGUCCUGCUUCCAACCACUCUCCCCUCCACCUCAUCAACAAUCCUUCCUCAUGAAUCUACGCGACUCACCUGUCUCCAGGGAUCAAGAGAUGGUCUCUGAUGAAGGUCUUGGAGUAUUACUAGCCACACCCACUGCUCCCUGUGGUCCUACUGCCAAUGUAGAGUUGCUACCUCUGAUUGGCCUAUGAUCUCCAACCAGUAUUGAAGAUGUGUGCACGAGAACUUGGUGACUCUAGCCAAGCUGUCCCUGUGCAACAAUGACAAUGUGGGAAAUUGCCCAGUUAUAUUCUGUCCAGAUGAAACAAGACAAAUCCAAUCUAUUUAAGUACUGCCCUAUCAGUCUACACUCCAUCAUCAGCAAAAUGAUAGGAGGGGUCAUUGUCAAUCAAUGGCACUUGCAAAGGAAAGCCUCCUCACUGAGUAAUUUGGGUUCCGGCAGAACCAGAUAGCUCCUGACCUCAUUUCAGGUUCUUGGUCCAAACAUUGAUAAAACAAAUUAACUCUAGAGGUGAGAAUAAAAUGACUACCCUUGAAAUUAAGAGAUAACAAAGUGUAGAGGUGGAUGAACACAGCAGGCCAAGCAGCAUCAGAGGAGCAGGAAGGCUGAUGUUUCAGGCUUGGACCCUUCUUCAGAAGCUGCUUGACGUGCUGUGUUCAUCAACCUCUACACUUUGUUCUCUCAGGUUCUCCAGCAUCUGCAGUUCCUACUAUCUCUGAAUCAAUUUUAACCCUUGACAUUAAAGCAGCUUUUGACCUAGUGUGGCAUCCAGGAGCCCUAGCAGAACUAGAGUCAAUGGAAAUUGAUGGAAAAUCUCUGUGCUGUUUGGAGCCGUACUUUUCACAAAGUAAUAUGGUGCUGGUUGUAGAAGGUCAGUCAUUUCAGUUCAAUGAGUUUAUAGCAGGAGUCUCUCAGCUUAAUGUAUUAGGUCUAACUAUCUUCAACUGUGUUGUAAAUGACCUUUUCUCCAACAUGAGGUCAGAAGUGAGGAUAUUUGCUGAUGUUUGCACGAUGUUUAGCACUAUUCAUGAUCCAUCCGAUAUUGAAGCAGUCUGUGUCAACAUGAAGCAAGACCUAGAUAGACAAUAUUCAGGCUUCAGUUGAUGGAUGGCAAAUAACACUUGUGAUACACAAACAAUAAACAAUGACUAUCUCCAAUGAUAGAUAAUCUAAUCGUCAGCCCUUGAUGUUCAAUGAUAUCAGCCUUGCUGAAUCCUCCAAUGUCAUUACCCUGGGCAUUACCCUUGACCAGAAACUGAACUGGAUUAGCCAUAUAAAUACCAUGGCAACAAAAACAGGUCAGGGCUCGCAAUUGUGCAGCAAAUAACUCAACGUCUGUCUACCAAUGCCUGUUGACCAUCUACAAGACACACAUCAGGAGUGUGAUGGAAUACUCUCCACUUGCCAGGGUAAGUGCAGCUCCAGCAACACUCAAAAAGCAUGACGCCAUUUAGACAAAGCAGCCUGCUUGCUUGGCACCUCAUCCACUACCUUUAACAUUUAUUUCCUUCACCACUGAUAACAGUAUAUAACAUCUCUGGAUGCAUUGCAGUAACUCAGGCUCCUUUAACAGCACCUUGAAAACCCAAACCUUCUACCGCUUAGAAGGACAAGGAGAGCAGAUGCAUGGGAACACCAUCACCUCUAAAUUCCCCUCCAAGACCCCCCAAGCCUCUAUUCCUUCCCUUUUCCUGUCUCAAAAUCCUAGAACUCCCUUCCUAACAUCAUUUUGGGGGUGCCUACGCCCCAAGGCCUGCAAUAGUUUAAUAAGACAAUGAGCUACAACCUUCAAUUAAGGAUAGGCAUUAAGUGUUGAUCUGGCUAGAUUAAAUCUUCAUCUCAUGAAUGAAAAAAGACACAAAGCAUUUUCAAAAUUGGCUGGCAGCUCUUCGGAGCAGAAUUUCCACCUGCCUUGUACCUCUUCACAGGAGCAGACCAACACUGGCCAGGUAAGUAUAUAUUUGCUCAUAAAUAGUGUUUGGUGUUGCCACAGGGAACACAGGGUUCCUACCAAUUGUCCAACCAGUGGGGAAGUGUCAUCACGUAAACUAAAUCCCACCUGGAGUUUUUCACUACCUCAGUGCCUCUGAUUUCAGGAAUGAAUAUUAGUGAGUCCUCUCCAUUUGGCUUCCAGCAUAAUACCAACACAUAAUGAAGUUCAGUAAGUACAGGAUUGACCUGGACUACAAGGCUCUAAGUGGUUUUUCUCAAAUUGCCUGUCAACUUUUACAUUUUAGGAAUUGAAUUUUCUUGUAGAGACAGGGAUGCUGAUGAUGGGCUGGAAUGCCAGGGGUAAUCCUGAGUCAGUGACUUAUGGGACCGUUGCUUAAUCCAAUAUUUAAUCACAGUCAGAUUGGUUGUCAACAGGGCCAACUCUCCCUUUAAAGCAUGAUUGCCUGCCUUCAGAAGCCCUCAUUGUAGCUCAGUCGCACCACUGUGAGAAAUAACCACUGUUGGGAUUAUGUCUGGAAGACAAGGAAGCUAAUGGGCGGCACAGUGGCUCAGUGGUUAGCACUGCAGCCUCACAGCGCCAGGGGCCCAGGUUCAAUUCAGCCUCGGAUGACUAUCUGUGUGGAGUUUGCACAUUCUCCCCGUGUCUGUGUGGGUUUCGUCCGGGUGCUCCGCUUUCCUCCCACAGUCCAAAGAUGUGCAGGCUAGGUGGAUUGGCCAUGCUAAAUUGCCCAUAGUGUUCAGGGGUGUGUGGGUUAUAGAGGGAUGGGGAUGGGUUUGGGUGGGAUGCUUCAAGGGGCGGUGUGGACUCGUUGGGCCGAAAGGCCUGUACCAUACUGUAGGGAAUCUAAUCUAUGGAAACGCACCUUUGUCACAAGUAGGUAAGAAGGUUCUCAGGACAUGGGGGCCACGUAAGAAGCAGUGAGAGUUGCCAAGGUCAGGCAGCACUUCUACUGCUGGAGCAGCUACUAGUGCCCGGUAGCUCCUCCACAGGUAGUCUGUUGAUAUGGCAGGGAGCUCCAUAGCAAUGGAAGAGGCCUUUAUUGACUACGUAGGUGACUCAAUUGACUUCUAGAUGACAAGGUUUUCCUAAAGUAUCAUGGCAGUGGGAACAGGGGAACAUUCCAUCUUCUAUCUUCUCUUGUAUUUCUCAGUGUUCUCCACCAGGAACUGGCCUUUUCCUAAGUUUAAAGAAUAGCUAUUUGACAGUGCACUAGAGAGAGCUGGGACAGCUAGUACAAAUGGAUAGAAACAGAGUUAGAAUUUCAGGUUGAUAAUUUACUCUUACCUAAAGAAAAGUCACAACCUGGAAUGUUAAACCUGUUUCUCUGUAUAGAUGCUGCCAGACCUGCUGAGUAUUUCAACCAGUUUCUGUUUCUAUUUAAAUUUUAAUUUAGCUUGUUUUUAAUGACCAACAGUUCAUGUAGUAAUGAAUGCUACGAUGCUACCGAACUGCAAUGACUAUCACUUGUAAACUGGUAUUUGUGAAGAGGAUUGAAAAUUUUAAAUUUGGGCGUCUGUUAGUUGAGUUAAUUUGUCAGUAGGAAGCAGGUUAUAAGCAAAUAAACUACAGAUUAAAAUGUUGCUAUGGUGGAGAAAGCACUAUGUUAGCAGAAGAGCUUUGCAUUUAUGCAUUUGAAUUUUAAUAAGUCAGUAUACUUACAUGUGAGGAAUUCGACAAGGUUAAAGCUGGAUUGAGGGAAAUUAGAAAUCAAUAAAUUUGGUUAAUCCUAUUAUAUAUGGCAUGCAUAUGUGAUAGCCUAGCAGAAAUUUGACCUAUCUUAUGAACAUCACAUUCAAAAUAUCUCUCUAGCUAAGGAGAGUGUUAUCAAAUGAAUAAUUUAGCUAUUCAGAUCCAGAAUGAUCCCUGAUCAUUACUGAAUUAACCAUAUUCUAGCAUCUAGCAACUUCAGUAGUUGAGUCAUCAAUGUGAAAAGCUGCUGAGAAGUUGUUGCUUCUAUUUUCUAUCCAGCGACUUGUACUUAAAGUGAAUGCAUACAAGAACCAAGAUGAAGACAGCAUUUAGGCCCAGCUGUAAUACCUUCUAACUGAAUAGUCUUGACCGUCACUAUCCAAGCUAACUUAGUAAUAAUUGCUAUUUUUCUUCCUGAAAGCAACCAGCACCAUAGAACUGUGUCCAACGAACUAGCACCUUCAUUAGAGAAUAAAAGGGGAGAAGGUUGCAGAAAGAAAAGUUUUUGUUCACAGGAAGUGUUAACUAUUUACUGAUAAUAUUGAACAUUUUUUAUAAGUUAUUCUCAAUGGAAGCAUCAUUCACAUUAUGAUUGUUAUGGUGCUUAAAAUACAAAUUUUAACAUUGGAAAAUAAUGUCAGUGAAUUCAUCAGUGAGUUAAACAUCUCAAAAAAAUUUUGUCUUUAUCUGUUGGAGCUAGUUUAUAUCACAUUUCCUGUUUUGUCUAUUCAUCCACUGUUAAGUUUAGUUUUGCAUCUCUGACAAAGUAACAUUGUUUCAGUCACUUUCUGAUUUCAAAAAGGUCAUCAACAAGCUGUGUUCAUUCAUCUUCAUUCUUCAGAUAAAUGUACAAAUCCUUAAUUGUAUCAGGUAUAUUUGUAAAAGAACAAAAUAUAAUCUGUGCAGAAUGAUAUUUCAAAACCAGCCCUAGUAUUGUGUUGUAUAGAACUAUGCACCUUCUAAAUAUUACAAUAAAUGUUAUUGUUGUAUUCUGGAGCUUGUCACUAUUUCAGCAAAGUUACACUAAUAUGUACUUUUGUGGUAGAACUGCUGCUUUUAAUGUUGGUUAUUCUUUAAUCUUUUUGUUUGUUUGUAUAUAAUGAAAAUAUUUAGAAACAAUGUCCAAGUAUCCCAGCUAUUUAACAACUUACUGACUUGAGAAUUAAUUUGAUGUUUAUUCCAGAAUUCUGUACCUAUUGAUUUUACUGUUGAAAACACUGUCAGGCUUUACCAAUGAAUAAUGUACCUUGUUUGCUGUGUCCCAAUGAAAUUUCAUGGUUGAGAAGUAUUUUGUUUAUCUUUUGUCUUGAUUUUAUUCAUCCAUUUUAGGCUGACUUCAGACGUUUUUGGCCUGGGAGCUCAAUAAUAUGUUCAUCUUACAAACCGCAUUAAUCACAACACAGAACCAUUUUUUUCUGGAACAUGAUUUCUGUGAACUGUAAUGUAUAGGCUAAGAGAAAUUUCUUAACAUUUCUAACUCAGUUGAGAAUUAAGAAUAUUAAGAAAUAAAUGUUUUUGCUAUCUUAAUGGUUAAAUAAUCUAACUUGUAUGUUACUACAUCAUUUUUAUGAUUCUACACAUUU